This is a messenger RNA of Salarias fasciatus (jewelled blenny), 2340 nucleotides long. RefSeq names its product VPS37B subunit of ESCRT-I a (gene vps37ba). The transcript is spliced from 4 exons. The coding region runs from base 68 to 925 and encodes 285 amino acids. The record is from RefSeq and is a predicted model, not a curated record. NCBI's taxonomy places the organism in Eukaryota, Metazoa, Chordata, Actinopteri, Blenniiformes, Blenniidae. Gene Ontology annotation, biological process: protein targeting to vacuole; protein targeting to membrane; ubiquitin-dependent protein catabolic process via the multivesicular body sorting pathway. Gene Ontology annotation, cellular component: ESCRT I complex.
UCAGCUGUCACAGUCCGAGCCGGAGGGACCGCAGCGGAGCACGAACAGCCAACACAAGCCAGGAAAAAUGUCCACUUUUUCAGACAAGUUCAGCGCAUACACGAUGGCCCAGCUACACGAGAUCAUCGAGGACGACGAGAAACUCACGAAAAUGGUUCAGGAGAUGGACGAGAUGCAGGAGGUCCAGCAGAGCAAAGAGCGGACCCUGGCGAACAACCGGACCCUGGCUGAGGAGAACCUGGCCCUGCAGCCCAGACUGGAGCACAAGAAGGAGCAGCUCACCAAGCACUACGGCCGCCUCCAGGAGAGCUUCGAGGCCUAUCAGCUCCGCAAGUCCACUCUAGACCACAAGUCAGGAAACACCUCCCUGGACAUUUUGCUGGCCCUGCUGCAGGCGGAGGGAGCGAAGAUCGAAGAGGAGACGGAGAACAUGGCCGACUCCUUCCUGGACGGCGACGUGACCCUGGACUCCUUCAUCGACUCGUACCAGAGCAAGAGGAAACUGGCCCACCUGCGGCGCGUGAAGAUCGAGAAGCUGCAGGAGAUGGUGCUGAAGGGCCAGCGGCUGCCGCAGGCGUCCGUCCCCCCCUCCCGCUCUCAGGACGUGUCGGCCGCGGCGGCCUCCGUCCUUGCCAACGCCGACGGCAGCUCCUCCUCCCCGGUCCCGCAGCCCAGGAGGAAGCCGCCGCUCCCUCCGUCACAGCCCGUCCCCGCCCUGAAUCCUCUUCCUGCUGCCUCCGCCGCCGCCCCCGCCCCCCAGCCUCCUGCCUUCUUCUCGCCGUACCCGCCCAUCCCGCCCAGGACGGGGCAGCCCUUCCCCAACGUGUCCGGCUACCCCAGCCACUACCUGUCCCAGUACCCGCAGGCCCUGCCCCAGAGGCCGGCGCCCCGCCUGGCCCCGCAGCCCGGCUUCAUCAUGCAGUAAACCCACCAAGUUGCCACUCGGGAGGAACGCGGCGUGUGUGUCUGUGUCCAAGACUCUUCUCACUCCCGGAACUUCUCUGAGAACAACUUUACUGCGUCGUCCGCCUUCUUGGAUUACGACCGAUCACGACGCGAGAAGGCGGACCCGGCACCGGCUGGUCUGGUCGCGCUCAGCUGAAGCGGACUCCCCUCCCCCCCACACCUCCAAUCAGACCUCUGUGGAUUCGCGCUCAAGUCCCAUUCCUGCCAACAACACUCCCGAUAAAGUUGACGUCUGCGGUCACGUGAGCCGUGCAGAGCCGUGCAGAGCCGCAGCAUCUCUGGCCCCAUUCGCAUUGCCCUCCAAACACGUUCCUCCCGUUUUUAAACGGGGGUUCGAUUAGCCAUUCAAAUCUUCACUAUCCCAUUUUUUCCAGAUAACAUAUAUGCAAGCAAGGAGAGACCCUACUUACUGUGCAGUUUCCCCAAAACAUAUUCAGGCAAGAGACUGCAUCUAUGCUGUGAUUUUCUCUUCUUUUCAAUUCAAAAUAUUCAAAAGGUACAUAGAAAUCUUUGAAUUGCAUUACGCUGAUAUAGUUCUAAUGGAGUUCUGUUAAUAAUAGCCAGGAUAGACUGAUUAACACGAGUGGGCGUGUCUCCUCUCUGCCGUGUGAGAGUCCAGACCCGCCCUGUUCAAGAUGGCGGCUGAGGCUGAGCAGUCCGCCUUGGGGCAGCCGAACCAGUAGAGACUGAACUGUUUUUAGUGGAGGCCCGCUGAGCCUCGCCUGAAAUGAAGGAUUCAUGUAUAGCCAUACAGUACACUCCAGAUGUGUGUGUGUGUGUGUUGUUUUCUGUGGGUCUCCAUUGUGAUGCAACACUCCUUUUUUUUUGUGUGUGUGUGUGGAUGUGAUAUUAAUGAUGUCUUGAUCGCCCUCAGCUGGGAUUGGGAAAUGGCGCCGACAGUCCACCGGAUGUGGUGGCACUCGCUGUUCGGUUCCUUUCAGUUUUCUGUGGCGCUGAGCACCAAAGACUCCCCACAUCAGUCUGUGUCUCACUCUCUUUUAUUUCCAUGUGAGUAAAGACCAUCAGUCCCAACAUAUCCGUGUGUGAAACACUUUUUUUUUUUUUUUUUUUGGUGAAACCAGAUGUCUCGAGUAAGAACUUUUGAAGCCAUCCUGGCUUUGGGAGGACUUGUUUUUUUUUCAUUUUUGUCUGGUGUGAUUAUAAAAAAUGGAGAAAAACAACAAAAAGGACAUUUAUUUCUUUCCUCCUGUCGCUGUGCACUGUUGAAGAGCCACGAGUGCCUACACUUGAAGUGACGUUGAUCACGUGCUGACUGCUCCACGUUUCAAGCCCUGACUCUUCAGAUGGGGGAAAAAAAAAAAAAAAAACCCAAAAUUUUCAGUUUUCUUAUCCUGCUGCUGAAGGUUGAGCCCA